AUGCUAUUUAAAAAAUGGUUGGAUAACACCCCAACGAAUCAGACUGCGUGGGCUGAAGAAAGAGGUUCAGUCAUACUCCCAUUAGAAGCGGAUGAUGUGAAGGAGGCAGUGCUACUGUCUGUGGUGAGAAUGAAAGCGGAAACGAGAACUCCUAAAACAGAUAGACUGGUGCAACACUUCUGGAGCAAAGAACUGACAAAUAUCGGAAGUGGAAUGAGGAAACUUGGUGAUGCGAGAAAAGAGGGUGCGAAGAUACGUAACGUGAAAAGUGCGAUCCAACGAAACAUCCUGAGGGGUGGAGGGGAGAAACAUUUAAAACAAUGGCUAUGGAAUCAGAAGGCUGGGAGCCGUUGA
Messenger RNA from Trypanosoma brucei brucei TREU927, 354 nucleotides. RefSeq lists its product as hypothetical. The transcript has a single exon. NCBI's taxonomy places the organism in Eukaryota, Euglenozoa, Kinetoplastea, Trypanosomatida, Trypanosomatidae. The record is from RefSeq and is a predicted model, not a curated record. Bases 1 to 354 code for a protein of 117 amino acids.